UAGUAAGAAGAAAGGAAGUGAGAGCAAUUCCUUCCCCUUCCUCUUCUAUCUCAACAUGAACAAUUAGAAACAACUCUCAAAUCAUUAGCACCAUUGAUCAAAGAAAUAGAUGAAUAUAACAAGAAACUCGAUCGGAGAUAUUCUUUGAGCUUGAUUUGAGAGCUCAAGAUAUGAGAGGAUUGAAUUAAGAGGUGUUUGUUUGCCACCUCAACCACCUGGUUUUACUGUUGGAUUGGAUGGUCCUUUGAAUGAGUUGAAGAUGAGGUUAGUGUUUCUGUUGUUACUGUUACUGGUUCUGCUGGUUCGGGGAAGUCGACGUUGGCUAAAAGGUUUUGUUUGGAUGAACAAGUUAAAGAAGCUGAUAUGAGGUGGGAAAGUGAUAGGAAAGAGCAAGAGAAGAAGAAAGCCCAAAACCAGAAGGUUGAUUUUACUUCUGGGGGUACGCAACCAGGAAUUAUGCUUGGUGCUCCCAGGAUCAGCAUGCCUGUUACAGGUGGCUCUGCUGCUUCUACAGGUGGUUUGCAUCUGGUGCCUCCUGCAGCUGAUUCUAUUAAUCGGGAUGGUAGACAGAACAAAAAAUCUAAAUGGGACAAGGUGGAUGGUGAUCGAAAAAAUCCUCUGCCCUCUGUGGGGCAGGAUUCUGUAUCUACAGCUGGGUCUCAUGCAGCAAUUUUAUCUGCUGCUAAUGCUGGCGGUGGAUACAUGCAAUUUGCGUAAGUUGGUCAACUACCUUGAACUUCUUUGUGCAUUUUAUUUCUCUUUUGAUUUUGGUCGUGCUUUCAAUUUCUAAGAUUUGAUUUUAGUUUGGCACGUGUUCUUGAGACAUUUCAAAGUAUGUUUUGCCUGUUAUCCUUUUAAUACUUCACAUGUACUUAAAGAAAGCUAGAAUCUAAACCAAGUUUGUGAUUCACGUUUCAGCUAUGUACUCUUUCAAAAGUUUUAAGCUGACAUCAAUACUUGUUGCAAUAUUCUUAAUGCACCCAAGACAAGUUAAACAGUUUCA
Molecule: messenger RNA, 1003 nt
Organism: Trifolium pratense (red clover)
Lineage: Eukaryota; Viridiplantae; Streptophyta; Magnoliopsida; Fabales; Fabaceae
Exons: 4
Coding region: 364-717 (117 amino acids)
Biological process (GO): regulation of DNA-templated transcription
Cellular component (GO): nucleus
Source: RefSeq, a predicted model, not a curated record